AUGCCCCGACGUGAUCUCGUGAGAAUAGUAUUGGUCGGUGAUGAUGGAGUAGGGAAGUCAUCAAUAAUAACUUCAUUAAUCAAAGAAUCAUUCGUGAAUAAUGUUCAACAUGUCGUACCGGAAGUAACUAUACCUCCAGAAGUCACUCCAGAGAACGUCACAACCUCCAUAGUAGAUACUUCAUCCAAUCCCCGUUCCCGAGCACACCUAUUAUCCCAACUCACACGAGCGCAUGUGAUAUGUCUGGUGUACAGUAUAUCCGAACCAAGUAGUUUUGAUAGAGUAGCGGAGUAUUGGUUACCCCUGUUCAGGAGGGAAGGUAUAAAUAUACCGGUGAUAUUAGUUGGGAAUAAGAUAGAUCUGAGAGGUGGGCAGGUGACGAAUCAGGGAUUAGAAGAUGAGAUAGCACCGAUCAUGAGGGAGUUCAAGGAAGUCGAAACGGUCGUAGAAUGUUCAGCAUUAUUACCACUGAAUGUAUCGGAAGUGUUCUACUUCGCUCAGAAAGCUGUACUGCAUCCUACCGCCCCGUUGUACGACUCAAGGGAACAUACACUAAAACCCAAAUGCCUAGAAGCACUGAAACGUAUAUUCAGGAUAUCGGACGUAGAUAAAGAUGGGUUAUUGAAUGCCGUAGAAUUGAAUCAAUUUCAGCAAAAAUGCUUCUCCACGCCGUUGCAGUAUCAAGAACUAGAAGGUAUACUCGAUCUCGUUCGAUCAUAUGAUCCAUCAGCUGUACUUCCCGGUAUAACGGAAUUAGGUUUCUUGUAUCUUCAUACGAUAUUUAUACAGCAGGGGAGGAUGGAAACUACUUGGACGGUGUUGAGGAAGUUUGGAUAUGGGGAGGGAUUGGAUCUGAGAGAGGACUUCUUGACGCCAAGAUUCGACGUACCAUACGAUUGUUCCGUCGAACUAUCACCUCUAGGUAACCAAUUCCUCACAGACAUCUUCGAAUCAUAUGACAAAGAUCAGGAUGGAGCCCUGUCUCAAUCCGAAUUAGACGAACUGUUCUCGACUUCACCAGGUAAUCCAUGGUCGGCUAGUGGAUUUCCAGAUAGUACCAUUACAGAUGAUAUGGGCAGAGUAACGCUUCAAGGGUGGUUGGCACAAUGGUCAAUGACUACUUUACUAGAUCAUCGAACGACCCUCAACUAUCUAGCCUAUUUGGGAUAUUCCUCUACACCAUCUGCAUCUACCGAACCACCUCUUAGUACACCUACCGCAUUACAUAUCACUCGACCGAGAAAACAGGAUAGAAGGCAGAAGAAAGUCACGAGAUCGGUAUUCCUAUGUUAUGUCCUGGGUGCGACUGGUUCAGGCAAGACGAGUUUACUGAGGUCGUUCGUGAAUAAGGGAUUCAGAGGGCAUGAAGAUGGGUCUCCGGGAGGAUAUGGGUAUGAACCGACGACGAAGGUCUUGAGUGUGGUGAAUUCGGUGGAGAUCGAGGGACAGGAAAAGUAUCUAGUGCUCCAGGAGUUUGGCUCAAAAUACGAAUCAGAGACAUUACGCAAUUCCAAGAAGUUAGAUAUGGCCGACGUGAUAAUAUACGUCCAUGAUUCCAGUGAUACCAAUUCGUUUUCUUAUAUAUCGAAUUUGAGGCAACAAUAUUCACUUGAUCAUAUACCUGCGAUUUUCGUUGCUACCAAAUCGGAUUUGGACCUGGCUCAACAGCGUCAUGAAGUCCAACCUGAUUCUUACUGUCGUCGAUUAGGUUUACCAGCACCUAUGGCUGUCAGUGCUAGGUUGGGGCCAAUGACAAAUCUGUGGGUAGCGAUUACAAGAGUGGCCUUGAAUCCAACAUCAUCCCUUGCUCGAGGUCCAUCAUCGACCAUGUCUCCUGCUCAGAGGGUACGGAUGAUAGCGUCCAUCACUCUGGCUACUACUACUUUUACGGCUGUCGUAGGUAUCUGGAUGAGGUAUCAGGGAUAUACAUUUAGAGGUAUAUGGGGUUGGAUAGGGAGGAUAAGUGGGUUGGGCAGAGGUGGUCAACAGUAG
Messenger RNA from Kwoniella botswanensis, 1992 nucleotides. RefSeq names its product mitochondrial Rho GTPase 1. The transcript has 13 exons. The coding region runs from base 1 to 1992 and encodes 663 amino acids. NCBI's taxonomy places the organism in Eukaryota, Fungi, Basidiomycota, Tremellomycetes, Tremellales, Cryptococcaceae. Gene Ontology annotation, molecular function: GTP binding; calcium ion binding; GTPase activity. Gene Ontology annotation, cellular component: mitochondrial outer membrane. The record is from RefSeq and is a predicted model, not a curated record. Gene Ontology annotation, biological process: mitochondrion organization; small GTPase-mediated signal transduction.